GGAGGUUCAGUUCCUGGGUAGCCUGCCUGAAAUCGGGGGCUCCCACGCGGGCCUCGGCUCCGGCAGGGCUGGGAACGCCACGGGUUGUUCCUGGGCUCGCUCUCGCUUCCCUGUCUGAAGCGAAAUUCUUUGUGUGAGAGGGCAAGGGGCGGACGUUUCCUCCUCUGGUUCUGCAAAACGCCGUGGCUUCGAUAGCAGCUCGCAGAGGGAGGGCACAGCCGGCACCGACAAACUUCCUCAAUCCUCUGCUGCACGGUUCUGAGCGCGCCGGACAGCCGGGAGCAGCGCCGUGCUGGGCGAAACGCCCCACGGGGGGGGGGGGGGUCCCGUGUCUGCUGAGGGCCCCCCCCCAGCUCACAGCACCCCAGGGAGGCGGCAGCAGGAGGCGAUGCUCAGCCACGUGCAGGACCUCAGCUCGUCCUGUGCACAAGAUGAGCCACGGGCCCUCGGUGGGGCCCCCAGCAUGGCAAAACGAGCCGGAGCGAAGACCCUCGGCCAGCAGCUCCCUAUCUCCUGCAGCAGGCUGCUUAUCGCAGCGCAGCCACCCCCGAGGCUUGCGCCGUGUGCCCCCGCCCCCCCCCCCCCCCACCUUCCCUCCCCCACAGCCUCAGCGGACCAACAUCAGCCCGUUCCUCAGCCUCAGUUCCUCCCCUCCCAAACUCCACGAGGCCAAACCCUCCCGGGAAGGUCGGCGCAAGGCUCAUUGCUCCCCACGGGAAAGCCCCGCCGGGAACGGUCCAUCCCUCCCCGUGCCCAUCCCCAUCCAAGGCGGCACGAGCACGGCACGGAGGGCUCGCACACGCACGGCUGCUCCCCGCGUGAUGCCCUGCCUCCAGCCCUGCAUCGAUCCCGGCCCCGGGGGGACGCCCAACACGGCUGGAAGAUGCCAAGCCCUUCUCCUGGCCCAGUGUCAAGCCUGGAGUGCUCUUCGCCGGCAUCCCCCUGCCCCGUCGCCGUGGAUGCGUGCCAGGAGCACACUCUGCAGCCUCUUGGGUGCCAAGAGCUGCUCUGCUUCCCUCCUCCUUCUCCUCUUCCUCCUCUUCUUCCUCCUCCUCCCAGCACUCUCCCCACCAUCAUUCCCAGCCCAGGGACGCUUCGCCCCUGGGGGUGCCCCGGUCCCGGCUCCCCACGUGCUGGGUGCCCGCCCCCAAGGGAUGCACAGGAGGCACCCAGGUCCCACGGCAGCACCCAGCUGCACCGUGCACGGCCCAGACCCAGCCGGGUGCGUUGCAGGAUCCGGCCACAGCACCCAGCCCGGCGUGGGGCUGCCAACGCUCUCCUCGAGGUGACAAGCACGGCGUUUUGCCGACCGUGAGGCUUUUUGAGUCAUUCGUGGCAUCGCACAAGUGGGGAAACCGAGGCGCUGUGCGAAAACGAGCCUCCUGCUCUCACCCAUGGCAAAACCCACAGCAAAACGAGGGCAGACAGGGUCCGGGGGGGCUGCUCGGCUGGCAGGCAGCACGGGUGGGCGUUGGGGUCCCCCCCCAA
This is a messenger RNA of Oxyura jamaicensis (ruddy duck), 1488 nucleotides long. Its product is annotated as vegetative cell wall protein gp1-like. NCBI's taxonomy places the organism in Eukaryota, Metazoa, Chordata, Aves, Anseriformes, Anatidae. The coding region runs from base 389 to 1315 and encodes 308 amino acids. The transcript is spliced from 2 exons. The record is from RefSeq and is a predicted model, not a curated record.